UAAGUUCUUAAUUGGUCUCGUCAAAUAUUAAUCUAAGCUACCUGUUAAAAAUGUACACCCGGGAUCCCUAGUGAUGUUACUUAGUAACACACCUAACAACGUGAAAAAGGGUAAUUGUUAUUCGACCUCUGGUUAGGACUGACGUGCUUCUCACUGCUGUUCCGGAGGACACUACAUUUUGGCGACGAGGUGAAAAAUGGCAAAUUCAUUGGAUAUGAUUCGAGCCAUGGGCUUACAACUACAAACGUUCGAUUAUACGUCUUUCGCGGACGAUGUUGGCAUUGAGUGGCAAAGAUGGUUGAGAGCAUUCGAAACCAUGAUGCGGGCCAGUCGCAUAGAUGACGAUGACUGGAAGAAGGAUCUUUUGCUACAUUAUGCUGGAUCAAGUGUACAGCAAUUGUAUGAAACUUUGCCGGAACUUCCUGGAAAAGAGAUGCGAGGACCGUUAAUGUACGUGGAGCAUUAUACACCAAACCUGACCAGUUACGAUGAAGCGAAGGUUAAGCUGAAUGAGUUUUUCUUGCCGAAAGAAAAUUCAAUGUAUGAGCGACAUUUAUUCCGACAAAUGAAGCAAAAAUCUGGAGAAAACAUUGACGCUUUCACCAUCCGUCUACGAGUACAAGCAGAACGAUGUUGUUUUGGCGAUAAAUGCGAUGAAAAUAUAAAAGAUCAAAUUGUUCAGAAUUGUAAUUCACCUGCUCUACGUCGGGAUAUACUGAAACGUGGCGAUGUCAGUCUCGAAGAAGUUUUAAGCACAGCAAAAGUUUUCGAAACUGUUGCCCUGCAAGAAAAGUCAUUCACACAUGGAGAUAGACUUACAUCGCAAUUAAUCGACGUCAACAAGAUCAACAUGGUUCCAUUUGGUGAAAAGGUUGCUGAACCAAGAAAUAUCGAAUGUUUUCGCUGUGGAUUUUUUGGACAUUUUGCGAGAGAUGACAAAUGUCCUGCUAGAGGAAAAUUUUGCAAGAAGUGCGGUAUUAAAGAUCAUUUUGCUAAAAAGUGUCGUCGCACGCAAAUGAUGUUUAAAUCCAGAAGAAAUGACCACCAGCAUGAACGUGAUGGAAAGAAAAAAUUUCGUCAUAGUAACUCGGAAACGAUUAGAAAAACAAGUUCACAUUCAGUGAAACAUGUAGUUGACGAAACGGUUGAUACUGGAUCGGAAUAUAUUUUCAACGUGACAUCAAGCGACAGUGACUGUGAACUGCAGUGCCAAAUUGGUGGAGUGUUGGUGUCUGCGGUUAUUGACUCUGGCUCAAAAUAUAAUAUAUUGAGCCAAGCGAACUGGGAACAUCUUAAAGGAAAAAAGGUGAAUGUAUCGAAUCAACGUCGUGAAACCAGUUUGAUGUUGAAGGCAUAUGGUGGACAGUCCCUUCGUUUGAUUGGUGCUUUUACUGCAGUUCUCAAGGUUGGAGAUGCUUCCAAACUGGUGGACUUUUAUGUGGUUGAUGGUAACGGCAAGAUUUUGAUAGGUCGUGAUACAGCAACAUCUAUGGGUGUCUUGCAAAUCACUAUUCCAGUGAAUAAGAUAGAAGCCAACAAAAGCAAGCUGGGAACAAUUAAAGAUGUCGUUUUGGAUAUUCCAAUUAAAGAUGAUAUCGCACCAGUUGUGCAACCUUAUCGCCGCAUUCCAGUCCCAUUGGAAAAAUUGGUUGAUAAAAAGCUGAACGAGCUAUUAGAGAAAGGUGUAAUUGAGCAGGUAAAUAAACCUUCAAGAUGGGUAUCUCCAAUGGUCAUAGUACCUAAAGGCGAUGGUAGCGAUGUGCGCAUUUGUGUCGAUAUGCGCCGUGCAAAUGAAGCUAUUGAUCGAGAAAACCAUCCACUUCCUACGAUCGACGAUUUUCUACCCCAUCUUGCAAAAGCAAAAGUAUUUUCUCACUUAGAUGUUGAGUGUGCUUUCCAUCAGGUACGUUGAAUUGUUUCCUAGAAAGAAAGAUGUAUUUGUUGAAUUUGAAUGAAAUUUUAUGUAAUUUUGCUUAUGAUGAAUCACCAGUUAUUGAAUAAAACUGAAAU
This is a messenger RNA of Uranotaenia lowii, 2010 nucleotides long. RefSeq lists its product as uncharacterized. The record is from RefSeq and is a predicted model, not a curated record. Gene Ontology annotation, biological process: proteolysis. Bases 197 to 1912 code for a protein of 571 amino acids. The transcript has 2 exons. Gene Ontology annotation, molecular function: nucleic acid binding; aspartic-type endopeptidase activity; zinc ion binding. NCBI's taxonomy places the organism in Eukaryota, Metazoa, Arthropoda, Insecta, Diptera, Culicidae.